CUUCGAGUCAGGGAGCUUUUUGGGAGCUUUUUCCUUUGUUCAGGAGAGAGAGGAAUCCGAGCCCUUUGGAUUUUACUCCUUUAUAUCACUCACAUUGCCGACGAUAUGUCCUCAACAAAAGAGCGAUAAUCGAGUCAAUAGUGUCGGGCUCGUCAUGCUGUAUAGCACGCACUCCACGGGUAAUCAGGCCAUGGAAAGUCCCGUUUCGAACACUGCAAGGAAGACAGCAGUGGAGGUCGAGAUAGCUGUUGUCUCUCCUUCGACAGAUCCAGUAUGGUACCGUCAGUCUCAUCUACUGUGCCUGAACUACAUUAUUGUCUCUCUAGUUCUCUUCUCUUCCGCCAAUGGGUACGACGGCUCUCUCAUGAAUGGCCUGCAAGCUUUGAAUGAGUGGAACCGUUUCAUGGACUAUCCAACCGGCGUCAAACUCGGAUGGAUCAAUGCAAUCGUCCUGCUAGGCUCCGGGGUGGGGUCUCCUAUUGCCGCCUGGCUAUCGAACCGGUUCGGUCGCAAGCCGGGACUCUACGGCGGUUAUAUGUUUUUGAUCCUCGGCUCAGUACUGCAGACCGCCUCUCCGAACCCGACGGCAUUCUUGCUGGCCCGUCUGUUUAUGGGUGUGGCGUCUGGUCUUUUCGGAGUCGCGGCUCCCCUGCUCAUCAACGAGAUAGCGCAUCCCAGACACCGGGGCAUUGUCAACUCGCUCGUCUCUGGGUGGGUUAUUUUUGGGGUCCGAAGCUAUUCCUCGUCGUGGUCCUGGCGCCUCCCAUCGCUUCUGCAGGCUCUUCUCCCGGCCGUUGCUUUGCCGGGGCUCCUUCUCGCUCCAGAGAGUCCUCGAUGGCUUAUUUCUCAGGGGCGCGAGGACGAGGCACGUGCCAUUCUGACGCGGUAUCAUGCUGGCGGCUGCCACUCGUCUUUGGUCGAUGCCGAAUUCCAAGAGAUCCGCGCGACAAUUCAAGCCGAGCAGGACGCUCACAAGGGGGCUAGUUACGUAGAGAUGUUACGUACUCCGGGAAAUCGCCAUCGACUGAUAAUCUCCCUCAGCCUGGGGUUUUUCGCCCAGUGGGUCGGCAAUGGUGUCAUCUCAUACUAUCUAGCUCUUAUCCUCAAUACUGUCGGGGUGACCAGCGUCCGAGACCAAACGCUCAUAUUGGCCUGCAUGCAGAUGUGGAAUCUCCUGUUUGCCAUCGUGGGUUCGGUGCUGAUUGACCGAUUCGGGCGACGUCCACUCUUCCUUUCAUCCGCCGUGAUCAUGCUCGCCAGUUACGUCGUUGUCACGGCACUGUCGAGUUCUUUCGCAGUGUCGCGUCAUGCAGCCACGGGUGUCGCGGUCAUACCAUUCCUCUUCAUCUUCUUUGCUGGUUAUGGCGUUGCUGUAACUCCACUGCUCACGGCGUAUCCGUGCGAAAUUUGGCCGUUCCGUCUUCGGUCCCGAGGUCUGGCCGUGACGUGGAUGUCCACGAUCUGUGCCGCGUUCUUCAAUAUUUUCGUCAACCCUAUCGCGCUGGAAGCUAUUGCAUGGAAGUACUACUUGAUUUUUAUUGCGGUCCUGCUGUUGUUCGGUGUCACUGCAUAUUUUUUGUACCCCGAAACCAAGGGCUACACGCUGGAACAAGUAGCCGUCGUCUUUGAUGGACCGGGAAGGCCAAUGAAUGACCUCGAAACAGAACCGAACUCAUCUGAUACAGCAUCGGAUCCGAAGGGCGUCACGUCGGCUACGCACCGGGAGACUAUCUAAUUAGUUUACUGUCAUUAAUACUCAGAUUUCUG
Molecule: messenger RNA, 1767 nt
Organism: Aspergillus novofumigatus IBT 16806
Lineage: Eukaryota; Fungi; Ascomycota; Eurotiomycetes; Eurotiales; Aspergillaceae
Product: general substrate transporter
Exons: 3
Coding region: 155-1735 (526 amino acids)
Biological process (GO): transmembrane transport; carbohydrate transport
Cellular component (GO): membrane
Molecular function (GO): carbohydrate:proton symporter activity
Source: RefSeq, a predicted model, not a curated record